AUGCGACCGUAUAAUACCCGUCACAAGACGCUUUCGCUGCACUCGCUGGGCAUCCACGUCCCUGGGACCCAUGCGUCGCGCACUGCCCCUGCGAAUCGAGCCUCCUCCAACGACGCCUCCUCAGUAUCCAUGGGUUCGCCGACCUCGCCCGCCAAAAAAGACGAAUCGCCCAAGAAGAGGCUCAAGCGCGCUUUUAGCGAGUCGUCGGACGAUGCGUCGCCGCUAGAGCGGUUACCCAAGAGACGCGACGAUGCGACCAAGUUCCAAAAAACCACACCGCCACCGUCACCGCCCGCCGCAGCUAUGGAAAUGAGCGAAGAUGAAGAGAUGGUCACAAGAACAAUUGAUAUGCAGGGAAUCAAUGAUGAAAUCGUCGAGGCGGUCAUCACACAGUUGCAAAACACGGGGAAUCGGCCUCAUCUGGUCAAGGAGCUUGCCACGGUGUUAAUGCAGCAGCUCAAGAUCGUUCAACAAUCUGCAAACCCGGCUGCAAUAGUGUCCUCACGGUUAGCGACCUACCUCAAGCGGCCCGGCUGGUCGGCACUCUCACCGUGCCCGCUCGCGAAGGAGCUCGAGUCGGUCCACCCGCGCCGCACCUACUUCUACCUGACAACCUGCCCGCGUAAACCGCUACCGGAUCCCGCUCAGCUGUCGUUGUCGACGCAGCUGGCCCACAGCCGUGCCAUCAUCACGCCAAGCCCGUCGAGCGCGGCGUCCACCUCGGCGGACGAGUCCGACUUGGAAAGGCGGCGUGAGCUCAGCCCCAGCCCGGAGGUUGACCUGUCGAGCCCCGAGUUCGACGACAUGGACGAUGACUUCGCCAUGCCCAGCACGCCGAUCGGUUCCUUCUCCAUGCGCGGCUUCUACAUGCCGCCGCGUCCGGCACACAGCGGGUCCGGCCGCCAUGGGCGCGCCACGUCGCCGCCUCUGGAGAAGGACGAGAAGGAGUUCACCCAGACGGCCGACGGCCUGCAGAAGAGGAAACUCAACGGCGACUUGCUGUCGCUGAGCAGCGCGCCGAUGCCGCCCGUCGAGCAGACAGUGAGCAUUGAUCUCGAAAGGGACGAAGGCUCGCUGUUCGGUGGCAGCGUACCACCCAUGUCGUCGUUCGUGUCUAGCCCCGCGAUCCGCCCGUCUACCUUGUCCCUCAACUUCGGGAAGAAGGACGCGGAGGCGGAUAGCUGGGCUAAGCUUGAGGGCCUGCUGGAAUGGGACCGCAGUCCGGAGAGCAUCGAGCUUGAGGAGCUCGAUGGUCUGCUGGACGAUUACUGA
Molecule: messenger RNA, 1272 nt
Organism: Chaetomium strumarium
Lineage: Eukaryota; Fungi; Ascomycota; Sordariomycetes; Sordariales; Chaetomiaceae
Exons: 2
Coding region: 1-1272 (423 amino acids)
Source: RefSeq, a predicted model, not a curated record